CCUAGUAUACUACGUAUAAUGUGUGUGCCGUGUGCACUCAGGAAUAUAGACUACCUGCGAGCAGCCACCCUCCAGUUCAUUCGAUAUCGGUGCUAAUUGGAAAGAAGUGCUAAAAUUUAAAUAAUUUAUUCAAAAUAUUUCUUUUGGAAAUUAAUUAAAUAUGCCUUUUACACCAGUUGAAGUUCCAAAAUGCCCAAAGUGCGGCAAGUCUGUAUAUGCAGCUGAAGAACGUGUGGCAGGAGGUUACAAAUACCAUAAAACAUGUUUCAAAUGUGGAAUGUGCAACAAGGCUUUGGACUCAACAAACUGCACUGAGCACGAAAAAGAACUCUUUUGCAAAAACUGCCAUGCUCGUAAAUACGGUCCCAAAGGAUACGGAUUUGGAGGUGGAGCUGGUUGUUUAUCCAUGGACACCGGAGCGCAUUUGAACAGAGAUGAUGAAAUUCGAAAUGGUGCACGACUGGAACCUCGGGUAAUUGCAAAGGCUCCGGAAGGCCAGGGUUGUCCAAGAUGCGGUGGUUUUGUGUAUGCAGCUGAACAAAUGUUGGCUCGCGGACGGGGUUAUCACCGAAGAUGUUUCAAGUGCCUUCAAUGUAAUCGAACAUUGGAUUCUACCAUGCACUGUGAUGGUCCUGAUAAGGAGAUUUACUGUAGAGGAUGCUAUGCUCAGAAAUUUGGUGCUCGUGGCUAUGGUCAUCUUGGAAUAUCAUCAAUGGGGCUGACAUCUGAUAUAAAAGAUGCUGAGUGGCAAAGUGAUUUAGCACCGAAAACUGCCGCAAUUGACGUUAGUAAAAUUCAAGCCAAGCCAGGCGAGGGCUGUCCCCGUUGUGGUGGUGUAGUUUUUGCUGCCGAAAUGGUAUUAUCUAAGGGUCGAGAAUGGCAUAGGAAGUGCUUUAAAUGCAGGGACUGUACCAAAACUUUGGAUUCAAUAAUUGCUUGUGAUGGACCUGAUAAGGAAGUUUAUUGCAAAACAUGCUACGGUAAAAAAUGGGGUCCACAUGGGUACGGAUUUGCAUGUGGAUCAGGAUUUUUACAAACAGACGGUUUGACUGAAGAUCAGAUAUCUGCUCAGAGACCAUUUGCCGCUCCUAGUACAACUUCUAUCAAAGCUCCUGAAGGUGAAGGCUGUCCCCGAUGUGGUGGUAUGGUGUUUGCUGCAGAGCAACAAUUGUCCAAGGGGAAAAUGUGGCAUCAAAAAUGCUUUAACUGUGCCGAAUGUCAUAGGCCAUUGGAUUCUAUGUUAGCAUGUGAUGGUCCUGAUCAAGAAAUUCAUUGCAAGGCCUGCUAUGGAAAGUUGUUUGGACCUAAAGGAUUUGGUUACGGCCACGCACCGACUUUAGUCUCUACCGGUGGAGAAUCAACCUUAACCUACCCUGAAGGAGGUCUAUUGCAUGGGGCAAAAUCAUCAGGAGGUUGUCCCCGUUGUGGUUUCGAAGUGUUUGCAGCGGAAAGAAUGAUCAGCAAGAGUCGAGUUUGGCAUAAGAGGUGCUUCCAUUGCGCCUUCUGCAGAAAAUCACUUGAUUCGACAAAUCUUAACGACGGCCCUGAUGGAGAUAUCUAUUGUCGCAGCUGCUAUGGUCGGAACUUUGGUCCAAAAGGAGUUGGGUAUGGUUUGGGAGCUGGAACUUUAACAAUGGCGUAAUUUUGUUCAUUAGAAAUAAGUUUUAACAAUAUUUUGUUUUAUUUAAUGCACAAAUACAAGAGUAUCUAUAAAAUGUUAAACUUAAAAAAAAAAAAAAGUCGAAGAAUUACCGUGAUGAAAUCAAUUGUGAUUAAGUAUAGCUAUAAUUUUAUAGUUAAGGAUUAAAUUAAUGAAGAUAUAAUAAUAAUUUAAGACGAAAUAUUGUAACAAGAAAUUUUCGAACUUACCUAAUGAAGGACAUUAAAAAUAUUAUUUUAUUGUAUUAAA
Messenger RNA from Episyrphus balteatus (marmalade hoverfly), 1909 nucleotides. Its product is annotated as muscle LIM protein Mlp84B-like. Gene Ontology annotation, cellular component: Z disc; cytoplasm; nucleus. The coding region runs from base 161 to 1642 and encodes 493 amino acids. Gene Ontology annotation, biological process: sarcomere organization; muscle tissue development. NCBI's taxonomy places the organism in Eukaryota, Metazoa, Arthropoda, Insecta, Diptera, Syrphidae. Gene Ontology annotation, molecular function: structural constituent of muscle; actinin binding. The transcript has 9 exons. The record is from RefSeq and is a predicted model, not a curated record.